UCUCGGUUGUGUUUUUGGAUUUCCAAUCAGCUUCAACAGUACACAGAGUGAUACAAGAAGUAAGAAUCAAUCAUAUGAAAUGAACACAAAUGGAACCAACUCAACACCACCUGAUAUAGGCCCAACUUUUAACGACACCUUCAUGGAUCCGCCAUUUAUCGAGCCACUUAUACUACUCAACAGUGUUUACGAACGUGGUCAUGGAUGCCUUCUACCCACAUGUGCAUUAAGUAAUCUGGGAAAUUCUCUGAACACAGGAGAUGAAGAAGCUGGCAGCUCAACUUCAGAUCCCCAUGGAAUUGGAAAAAAGUGAAUUUAAAAAAAAAACCCUGUGUUUAAAACAUGAGCCUGUAGCAGGAUGUCAGAGAGACUAUAUUUAUAGGCCUGGCCUAGCCUACUUGAUAUCAGGCUGGUUCACUGAGCUGAGUUUUGCAAAUUUAGAGCUUUUGUGUUGAUUGAUAGAAUGUAUCUGUGAAGAGUUUCUGUUGUUUUAAAAUAACCUAGGUGUAGGCCUAGUAGGCUAUAAGUUCUUUAUUGAAAUGUUUCCAAAACAAUAGCCUUACAAUAGGCUAAUUAAAA
Molecule: messenger RNA, 579 nt
Organism: Alosa alosa (allis shad)
Lineage: Eukaryota; Metazoa; Chordata; Actinopteri; Clupeiformes; Clupeidae
Exons: 6
Coding region: 80-313 (77 amino acids)
Source: RefSeq, a predicted model, not a curated record